ACUUACCACCCUGUUCGCGCAACCAUUCAUGUUGACAUGUAUCGCCACGUUUGGUCGGCUGUCUUCCGUAACAAGUCGAUCAGCUGAGCUUGAGCUGAGCAACGUCUUGACUAACUUUCCUUUUCCGCAGCUUUCAUAGAGGUAACGGUAUUCACAAGUUUACCGACUAGGUAGUACGUAGCCUUUAAAUAUGGGCUCAAGUACUCGUCCCUGCCAACCCAAGCGACUGUACCAGAUACCAGUCCAAUUCUUUACCGACUAUGUCACAGAAAGCUCUUUUCCUCAAGUCCAAGCAAGGCGAUUUCGAACUCGGGACCAGGAACGUCCCGAGGCCAGGUCCCGGCGAGGUCCUCGUCAAGUCGUACGCGGUGGCGUUGAACCCUGUCGAAUGGAAGAUCCAGGCAAUAGGGCUCUUCUUCAAUGACUCCGAUUAUCCCGUGGUCCUUGGGGAAGAUAUCGCAGGUGUUGUGGAGGAGGUAGGGGAGGGCGUCACUAGGGUGUCUAAGGGCGACAGGGUCUGCUCUCGAAGCACCAGCCAUGGAAAGGGUCCAGACUAUGCUGGAUACCAACAGUACACGAUUGCUGACGUGAACUUUCUAACCAAGAUUCCCGACUCUAUGACUUUCGACGAGGCGUCGUCUAUCCCAGCAUGCUUAGACACCGCUUCUAUUGGUCUAUUUGGAUCGAAAGAUAGCAAGUUGGAGUUUCCCGACAAGGCAGGCGCAUACAAGGGCCAGGCUAUCUUCGUGCUUGGCGGCUCUUCCUCUGUUGGUCUUUACGUCAUCCAGCUUGCUCGUCUCGCCGGCUUCUCCACCAUCAUCGCGACCUCGUCCCUCAAGCACGAGGGCUACCUGCAGUCCCUCGGAGCCACCCACGUCAUCGACAGGCACCUUUCUCCGGACGAUAUUGCUGCCCACGUCAAGACAAUCACCUCCGAUCCGAUCAAGGUUGUCUACGACACCAUUUCCGAGGCGGACACCCAGAAGACGGCAUGGUCUAUGCUUGCACCCGGCGGCCACCUUGUGUUGACCCUCUGGUCAACGAUCCAGCCUGAAGCAGGCGAUACCCGUACAUUCAAGAUGGUAUCUGGCAAUCCUUUCCCGGAGGAAAACUACGAGUUCAGCAAGAAGUGGUGGGCUCAGCUGCCUGAGUGGAUCAACGAAGGGAAGAUCAAGCCGAAUAGGGUAGAAGUACUCCCCGGAGGUCUUGAUGGUGUGGUUGGUGGCCUUGAACGUUUGAAGGCCAACAAGGUCAGCGGUGUAAAGUUGGUGGUGCGCCCUUUUGAGGGGGCUUAAAUAGCAGCAGUCUUAUAUAGAGCGUAUUAAUCCAACCGCCCACGAGAAAUUUGUGAAAGAAGAAUAUAACUGUAGAC
Molecule: messenger RNA, 1372 nt
Organism: Coniophora puteana RWD-64-598 SS2
Lineage: Eukaryota; Fungi; Basidiomycota; Agaricomycetes; Boletales; Coniophoraceae
Product: GroES-like protein
Exons: 5
Coding region: 261-1295 (344 amino acids)
Molecular function (GO): oxidoreductase activity, acting on NAD(P)H
Source: RefSeq, a predicted model, not a curated record